Messenger RNA from Auxenochlorella protothecoides, 192 nucleotides. RefSeq lists its product as hypothetical. Bases 1 to 192 code for a protein of 63 amino acids. The transcript has a single exon. Lineage: Eukaryota; Viridiplantae; Chlorophyta; Trebouxiophyceae; Chlorellales; Chlorellaceae. The record is from RefSeq and is a predicted model, not a curated record.
AUGAGUCGUGCAUCAUGCCCUCAGCCCCUGUCUAGCUCGGUAGUUUCUGUGUCACUCGCUCAAACGCCACGUGUCAUUUCACAACAGAUGAUGGGGAGGGGUGGCCAAGGCACAUCGGCAGUGGGGCAGCAUAUCGGACCUGCCGCUACCUUCCCAGCAGGUGCCGCAGCGCGGGCGCCUGCACCUGCAUGA